Messenger RNA from Physcomitrium patens, 2116 nucleotides. The record is from RefSeq and is a predicted model, not a curated record. NCBI's taxonomy places the organism in Eukaryota, Viridiplantae, Streptophyta, Bryopsida, Funariales, Funariaceae.
GACAAAGAAUAAAAUUAACAACACAAAGUUUCUGAACAACACGAAAAUAACAUAUAAUAACAAAAAAAAUCAAGUGAAAUAUUGUCGGUGCAUCUAGACAGAGUUCUAUGGAAGUUGCUGCUCCGGGUACUACUCGCACAAAUCUGCUACUGCUGCAGCGAUGUUGCCAUUGCUGUCAUCGCUCAAGCUUCAGCCAAAGCUCGGCGCUGUCUGAGCCUUUUGGGCUGAAGAAUGGACAGGAAUUGCGUGUUUUCGACAACUUGCAGUGGGUUGAAGUUUCCACUGCUUGUUUUGAAAGCUGGGCUGGAGUUGGUACAUUGCAUGUCAGAGUCGGCCUACGCAAAGUUGUGGAGAGGAGCUGUUGACGAUAUUUCUUUGCACCCCAGCUAUUUCGGAUAUGGGCAACGUAUUUCGCGUGAUAAUUUGAAGAUUGAAGAAUUUUGCUUCGUGUGACUAAUCUAGUGUGAGCUUAGUAUUGAUUAGAUAGCUGAGUUUUGCAAAAACAUUGGGUUGCAGUGACCUCGCUGAGUGAGAACAAACGUAGCUAGUGAGACGAAAGGAGAGCAGCUAUGGGGAUCCAGGGGUUGCUGCCCACCCUGAAGUCUAUCAUGCACCCUCGACACGCACAGGAGUAUGCUGGAAAGCGGGCCGCGAUUGAUACUUAUUCUUGGCUCCACAAGGCCGUCCUCAGCUGCAGCAGGGAUUUGUGUCAUGGGCGCCACAAUGACAAGUACAUAGACUACUGCAUGCGUAGAGUCCAAAUGUUGCGAUACUACGGCGUGCAGCCCGUCCUAGUGUUCGAUGGAGGUAGCCUCCCUAUGAAGUCUGAUCAGGAAAUUAAGCGUGCCAGAUCAAGGAAGGAGAACCUGGAACGUGCCUUGGAGUAUGAACGGUUGGGAAACCACUCCGCCGCUUACGAAUGCUACCAGAGGGCUGUGGAUAUAACUCCUGCAAUAGCAUUCAGGCUGAUACAGGUACUGCGGCAGGAGAAUGUGCAGUAUGUGGUUGCACCAUAUGAAGCUGAUGCUCAGUUAGUCUUUUUAGCACUCAACAGACACGUGGAUUUUGUCAUCACAGAAGACUCUGAUCUAAUUGUAUAUGGUUGUCCGCAGAUUUUUUUCAAGAUGGAUAAACAUGGGCAAGGUGUGGGGUUUCAAAUCUCUGACAUUACGGCGAAUAAAGAUAUCGAUCUCAGCGAUUUCACGAAACAAAUGAUUCUUGAAAUGUGCAUAAUGAGCGGUUGCGAUUAUUUGCCUUCUUUGCCAGGAAUAGGUGUGAAAAGAUCUCAUGGCUUAAUUAAACGUUUCAGGACCUAUCAAAAGGCACUGAAGCAUUUGGAGGCGAAAGGUGUUCUUAUAGAUCCACAGUAUGAACAAGGUUUCCACAGAGCAAUUUUGACGUUCCGACACCAUCGUGUUUACGAUCCUGUGAAAAAGGAGAUGGUGCACCUCACUGGUGUACCGAGUGAACUUGACACCAACCUAGACUUUCUGGGACCGCACCUCCCUCAGACAACUGCCACAGCCAUCGCCCGAGGUGAAGUAGACCCAACCACCUUUGAAUCCUUCCAGGACUUCAGCAGCUCGGGAAGGUUAGUAGCAGACUCUAAUGCAACUGUGCAGAAUGGUGUUUCCAACAAAAAAGUGGGGUUUUCUGCCAAGAAGAAUCUCCCAGCUAUCAAUUCCUCCCGUACCCACCAGCAUCAUCGUUCAGGUUCUAGGCCUUGCUUCCAGCUAUCUGACUUGAAGGCUGCUCUUGUCUCGUUUCUCAUCUCAUGGGGUCUUGUGUGUAUCCUGCUUGCUUGCAAUCCACAGGUAGAAUCACUUGUGUAAUGUAUCGCAUGCUUCGUACAGCACCUCUCAGUAGUAAUGGACCUUUCUGUCAAGGGCUCCAAUGCCUCUGUCUUCCAUAGCUUGUAAUUCUUACAAAGUCUUUUGAGAGUCUCUACUUUGUUAGCUUUCAAAAUCUCCCAGGCAAGUGUAUAGUUUACAAACCUUGGAGGUGUCAAAGUUUACAUUCAACACAACACAAAUAUAGUGUCAUACGGCUUAAAGACGUUUGCUUUCCUUGAUGACAAUAAAACCCACCUCAGCACUGGGAAUGUCAAUUGAAAUCA